This is a messenger RNA of Varroa destructor (honeybee mite), 5879 nucleotides long. RefSeq lists its product as uncharacterized. The record is from RefSeq and is a predicted model, not a curated record. Lineage: Eukaryota; Metazoa; Arthropoda; Arachnida; Mesostigmata; Varroidae.
CGAAAUGCAUCGUGUGAUUAAUAACGGUGGAAACUUUUUAAAUAUAGAUUCCUAUGGAAUACAAUCAUUUAGUGAUACUUCGGUUAAGGCAGUAGUUAAUAUUUGAUAUUGUUGCUCUCGUUGUUGUUGUUGUUACGAUCUGUUUUGCAGACAUGCGUAAUUUUUUUCAAAUGUCAGUGUUAUUUGCGGUGAUAAUGGCUGUGAUCUGGUCUCAAGUUGAAAUUGCCGAGGCGAAAAUAGUGCAUAAAGUGAUAGCGGGUAUUGCCCUACCCGUAGUUGCUGGUGCGGGAGCGGGUCUUGCCGGCGGGGUAGUCGCCGGCGCAGUUACAGGAGCUCACCGUGACCGUGAAUAUAAUCUUCCCUCUACUACGUACUACAGAACCUUCGAGCAUUCAUACUUAGACCGAGCACGGCCUCACCCUUCGCCGCUGCUCCGACAUCUGCGCAAAGCUCUGCGAUACUCAUUUGAGCAUCGACGUCGGCCUCAAUACGCUUCGUGGCUUUCGGCUUACUCGCCCUACCAUUAUUUUCGGCCUUCUCACACAAUCUUCCAAUCGACACAUGCGUAUCAGCCAUUCUACAGCAAGUCCUCAUAUCACAAAGCUGUUUAUCCACCAGAAGGAUCUAGUAGCCGUACAAUGUCCAUUGACGCCCAGAUCGAGUGCAAAGUCGUUAGCGAAGAUGUCACUUCCUAUAGGAAAACAUCAAUGGCAGUACCAGCACACGAGGAAGAAGCUCAUUACCUGUACAAACCAAAAAGUCAAGAUGACAAAUCCACAAGAGUCGUUCAUGAGCAUCAUCAUUAUCACGAUGACGAGGCAGAGAUCGACAGUGAAGGACACGAUUUGACCAAUAAGGACGCACCGAGCCAUUACAAGGACAGCAAAAAACAUUAUCACCAACUGGAUGAAGAUAGUGAGGCGCAACACAAUUCACAUGAUCACCGAGUUAAGGACGUUAGCGGCGUCGAAGAAGAUUCGUUCGCUCGAAGGAGAGCGAUCCGCAGAAAAAACAAGCAGAAGAAAUUCCUCAAGUCGAAGCCACAUAAUGAGUGGCUCAGUCGUUCGGAAAGUGAUAACAAACAGGAAGAGAACCGAGAGUAAUGUUAGAAUUAGGACGAAAUUAUUUGUGGAAAAGGCUCGUUAUGGACAGGUGCAAGGCAAAGAUAAUUACCUCCCAGCGAGAAUAAGGUUGUCUGACGACGUGCGACAAAGCCAUUAGGCAGAAAGCGACAAAAUUCAAGCUAACAUCAGAACGAUAUUGGCGUCAAGGUUUGAUAAUCAAAGCUUAUGCCCGCCGUCUGCUAGCUACCAUGUCGUUUCGUAUUUGGUCAGCAAAGUUGUUCACGUUCACAAAUAUGGCAAAGGCAACCAUGGCAUCUUCUAUGGCUAGGAAAGAAGAAUGGUCAUUUACCUCCACAAAUUGUCAUGAAUGGAAGAAAGAAAAGGAUCAGCCUUCAGUGGACAGUCAUGUUGUCGUUAGUGUGUCUCCCACCCACGCGUUAUGUGGGUACUCAACCAGUGUACCAUUACGCGGUAAACGUUUUACGAGCACUUCUCCGACGGAAUCAACCGAAGUUGCAGCACCAACUUCUAUUAUUACAGAUAUGUAUAUAUGUAUGUACGUACCACUAUGUAUCUUCUGCACGCCUAGUGCCGGUUCUACUGACUAAAUAAUGCCUGUGCGUCUGUCUAAUGUUGUUACGGCUGUUAAGAGGUUAAAAACCGAAAUGUUUUUUUUGGUAAUUUUACUUUGUAUUCGGUCUCCCUCUCGCGUUGCGGCGCUAUUUUAGAAGCACUUCUUCGUUAUUGUUGUCUGGAUUGAAACUACCUAAUUUUACUCCGCGCAAGCGAUUAAUGAACACAAUGGGAUAGAAUGGAAUACGACGGAAGAGACAAGUCGUAGACAAACCUGAUCUGGUGAGCACCAUCACUGGUCAGCGCUACAGCACCAAAACCAGCGAACUUCCGGAUAGCGUUUAGCGUACGAGCGACGACCGCUGCAGUAAAAAGAUAGGCGUAAACGUUUGCGCGAAAAGGCAAUGAUUCCCACAGCUGCUGUUUGUGUGAAAAUAUAUGUAUGUAAUGUAACUACACGAGGCAUUCACUUAUAACUCUAUAUUGCUUUAUGUGAACGUUGCACUGUUUCGUUUGAGUGCGGAUAGUAUGUUUAAUGUUUGAUUUUUCCAACGUUAUUUCAUCUGUUUAGUGGAGCUUCUGUACACAUAGUGUUAGGUCUUCCAUGCCUGCGCGUGAGCAUCCGUAUAACUCAGCGAUAGGAAACUUUCCGCUUAAAUACAGUCAGUGUCAAUAACAGGCAGCGCUCAAAUUUGAGAUUAUUUCACAUCUUGUCACCGAAGGUAGCUGGUGCAACAGUUGACCCAGUUCUACUAGAUGUAUAAUGUGCCGCUUACAUAGUACUUGAUGUUUUAGAAGACUGCUAAAGCUGAACAUUUUACCGUUUCCAUAGUGCCCAUUCGAUACCUGAUAAUCGUUCCUGUCGCCUUCGAAAGCAAACCCCACUGUUCAACAAGCGCUCACCACAAAUAGGCGCCUACACCUGUAAUGAAACAAGGCCGUCGUUUGUGGUCCCGUUUACAGCCUGAUCAGCUACCUAAACUUGUUCGUCAUACUUCAGAUAAAGUCUGGUUAGACCAAGGGCUCCGCUUCUACUUGUUUUUGUCAUGAUGAAUUCGAGAAUAGUACGAUGCUCAAUUCUCUGUCAUAGGGAACGCUCCUAGCAAGUGGCUUGUUGUCUAACGUUAAAUACGAGAAGCCGCCUAAAUUGGCGAGUUGUAUAUAUGUCCGUCAGCAUCUUCGACUGCUAUUUUUUGUCAUCAGGCCCGAGUUUCCAUGUGAACAAGUGGCUAGUGGCAAAUCGCUUUAAUUUUUAUCAAUACCUUCACGUUUCAGUUGAGUGUCGGCAGCACCGGCAAUAACGAAAACCAGAACGGUCAUAACAAAGGCGUUGAAACAAAUAAAGAUAACUGGAUUCAUCGCGAUCAGGCGGGCGCUUAAACAAAACAAGAAGACAAAACGUUUCCAUAUUACUAUAUAUGUGCCUCUUUUUAGCUAUCAUUUUUGACCGUGUAUCUACGGUAACUCAAUACGUUUUCUGAAUAUCGUUAUGACGGACGCAGUCAGUAAAUGCAGCGAAAGUAUGAAAUCGUAUCGAAACGAAGAAAGCCCUUUCGAAUUGCCCACUGGUUCAAUUGAAGCCCACUGGUUACGGCUCGCCAGGAAACGUUUGCUUUAAUAUUUUGCGAAUCAGAAAUGAGCGUAACAAUAGCAAUGGUAACAGUGAUAUCCUUUUCAACAAUAAACGUAGCUGAUUGCCACUUAUACCAGUUUCUUUAUACUUUAUUAUUUAGUAAUACUUUAUUCUAGCAGUGAGUAUGUGCCGUUACUACUAUCGAGACAACAGGUUAUUAACGUAUAGCAAUCGAUUCUUGCGAGUUAGCUGCGCUUGUUGGUACAGCCUUCACAUAUCGAAACUUUUAUCCGACGCCCCACAGAUAUGCGUUGUACGGUGAUAUCAUCGGUGCCGUUUGCGUCAUGACAAUACAAUCGUGUUCGUGCUUUGCCGCUGGUCGAUCUGCCGACCGCCAUGUCUGGCCAAUGCGAUAGGUCCUGUCGCGUAUGUACACAUAUGGUGCCUCUCCGCUUUCAAGUGCUUAGGGGGGCGAUCUACAGCGACAGCCUGCCGCACACAGAAAUCCAAUUAUCUACGCAUGAUUUGGCGUCACUUCCAGUUCCUAUAUCUGGUCAUAUAUUCCAGCCACUAUCGCUACUGGUUUGGUUGGCUGUUUUUCGUCCCUUUCGCUACUUUCGUUGGUAACGACAGAGUCGAUUCUAUAACGGUGCUCUUGUAAUCGCACGGGAACUGUUUUGCCAACUGUACACCAAUGCACAGGCUGGUGAUAUCAAGUACCUACACACCUUCUAUGUAUUGUCUCUUGCUUUUGACAUCGCAUGCUAAAAUAUUGUACGCAUAGAAUAUCUAGGAGGGAUACCGAAAUAAGCAUUUUUUUUUAAGUUCGAUUGACAACAUCGAAGGCGGCUUCGGGCAUUUCUGCUUCGAUGGUGUGCCAGUCGCUCUGAUCGGUAAGAACCCCCCAAGGUGACCAACAACUACUUCAGAUUGGCGCCUAUUGACCAUAGUAGUUUCGCUGUUACCUCCUCGCAUAAUGACGGCAACAUUAAACUGUCGUGUUGUUUGUUCUGUCAGAACGCACUUGGUAGUCCGCUGACGAUGUUGUAUUUCCUUUCAUCGCCUGUUCGUACAUAAGCAUCAGUGACUAAACGUCUAUAAACGCUAGACCUAACACAAACAUGCCAUACAAACACACACACAGAUUCGAUACAGGGGCAAUCGGGAGCGGUGUCUUGAUGGCGUUCUUCGUUGUCCGCAUGAGGUCGAAUCCUUUUGCCUUUUGUAUAAGUGUUAUGAUUAGAUCGCAUGAUAAAUGCAGAGGGGAGUCUAGUAUUCGUGCGUUAACAUCGUAGUGAGAACGAGCCUCAUCGCAUAGAAAACACGUCCAGAAGAUGUUGCGCUACAGGUGCUAUUUGGUAAUGCACUAUUACGCAACGGCUACGGUAGAAACGGAGACGGGACAAAGUAGCUGGCAAAUCGACGCUACAUAGAGAAAGUGGAGAAAAAAACGUCGAAAGCGUUCAGUAGCCUAGUGGAAGAGCGAUACAGAUAGCCGUUUGCACUCAUAAUAGCAAUAAGAAGCUAAUUGGCUCAAACCCUUUGAUCGACAAAUAAUGUCCUAUGCGAUCGUAAUAGGUUUUCUAUUAUUAAAUAGUUAAUCGAUACGUUUAAUACAUAGCGUGAUCGAUUUCUGCAUGAAUCUAUCUUACUUCAUGAGGGUCAAAUAUGUAUAUAUACAUAUAUGCUCAAAAUGUAGCUAUAUAAAUGUCGUAACCGUAAUGCAAAGUGACUAGGUGAGCCCAGCCUCAGGUUAGGGUUGCGCAAGGGAUACUGUAGCACGAAAAAGUGUCGCAUCAAUAUUCGCCUGUGUCAACUGCCGCAUUAAAAACGAGCUGUUUUUUUGUUUACGGAAAUCACAAAUCUUUAACAUGAACAUUUAACGACAAUUAACAACAUUGUUGUUUCCGCGCCCGCUGGAUAUUGACUGACCAUUGCAUAUGGUCGACUAAAAAGAAACCAGAUGAAGUGUAAUGGACGUUUUGUUUGUUGAAGCGGAGUUCGUUCGGACGGCUGCACAGAGGAUAAUGCCAAUUGUAUGUAUAUAUGUCGGAUGAUUUAUAAUGUGCGUUAGCUUUGUUUUGUAGUAGAUAAAGCCCUGAGAACUGUCUAGCUACUUUAUGUCCGCUUCCAUAGUGUAAUAACGUACCGUAGGCGAGCCAGAGGCCUGUCGUAGCUAGUAAACAAAAAUCACCAAACAGUCCUUAGUGAACGUAGUAGUCACAUAAUUUGAUAGCCGAACAAAACAAGUUAGUGAUAAUAAUCAGCCUUUAUUUAUUGAUGAAUAGUAUUUACAGGCCAUUUACUUGGCUUAUGUACAACGUUGUUGACGGGUUUGGAAACGCAUUCAGCGGCUCCGAAAGUAUUUACAACAGAGCUUAUAUAAAAGGCGUUUCGAAAUUAAAAGUUUUAUCGUUACAGUAAAUUGCAAAAACUUGCGUAGUUUGAGCAGUAAAAAAGAAUUUAUGCGUAAACUUAAGAGCUAUGGGAUAUAGUCAUGGAUUGAGUCAAGUGAGCUAGCUUGUUCUAGUGAAGUCGACUGCCAGCCCAGUUCUUAGCGCGAGUCAAGUAGAAAGGAUUCCAAAAUUUCAUGUCUGACUAUCUAUGACUAUCGAGAACAAUUGACAAAAAGUAAGUUGGAGUUAAGCCUAUUUUUUCACAUGGCUUGA